CAAUCAACCACCCCUCCCGAGUCAGCCAGUCCCCACACGCACACGCACAGUUCAAACGGUAGAGAUUCAAAACCUCCCAAAACCCUCGCCCGCCGCCGUCGCCGCCAUGGACCGGGCCCCGCCGCGCGGCGCCCCCCGCGACGCCGUCGGCCAGCGGUGGCUCGCCGUCUUCGCCUUCCAGGCCGCGCUCUCGGCCGCCGCCUCGAUGCUCCACCUCGCGGUCUCCCCGCGCCGCCGCCACCCGCUUCUCGGGGUGCCCCGGGGCCUCCUACUCGCUCUCCACCCGCUCCUCUCCUGCACCGCCACGGGGUUCCUCGCGCUCGCCCUCCUCCUGUCCGCGUCCCCGCACCCGCGCCCUCCCCCGCUGCCACGGCGCGGGCUCGCAGCAUUCCUCCUCGCCGCAUCCGGCGCGCUCUGCGUGGGCGGCGCCGCCUCGCUGCUUCCCGAGGACGCAGGCUGGGCGGCCGUCGCUGGGCUGGGGUUCCGCGGGGCCGUGCUAGGCGCCGUGUUCGCGGCGCACUACUUUGGCCGGCGGAGGUGGUUGCUCCAGUUCCCCGUCGUGCAGCGACCUCUAUUCUAUGGAUUGAAGAUAGGGCUUCUGCCAUCUGGAAAAAGGGCUCUGAAGGUGUCGCUCCAGGCCUUCUGCCUGUCCUUUGUCCUGAUUGUAUUACUUCCUCGCCAAUGCAGGAUUGGAGGCUCUAUUGGAAGCCAAAUACUCACUCAGAUAAGCAUUUUUAUAGUGACUACUGAUGUUUCCUUCUGUUUGGAAAUAAGCCAUCAUUUUGUCCAGGUUGUACAUACAAGGAGGUGCAGUUUUGCUCCACCUCAGAGCACUGCCGCUGCAGAGACUAAUCCCACUGAAUGUAUCCUGGAAACAUUGGAACAAAGUGAUCCACGAUCAUUAAUACAAUAUCUUGCUUACCAAGAUUUGUGUGUGGUAUCUGAGUGUAACUUGGAACCUUGGCGUCUAGGUGCCUUUUUUGAGGAAUCUGGUGAAACUUAUAAAAGAAUUGUCACAGCAUGUUUGAAACCACUUGAGGAGUUUACUUCAAAAAUUGCUGAAGCCCUUGAAAGUUUUUCUAUUGAUAAGCCAGAAUUGAUAUCACAACAGUCCAAACUCUCUGGUGCAUUUGAUGAUUCUCAGAUAUGCACAUGGUGUGCUCGGACAUUGGCAGGAUUAACAGCGCGCUCACGCCAACAGGAUCGGUAUGGAGUCGCUCAACUCACUGGCUGCAAUGCUACUGUGAUGUCUACGUUUAUGUCUGCUCUAGUAGCAAUUGAGGCAUGUUUAGGAAAGAAAACGAACCCACAACAUGUGCACUCACUGGGUCCAGAAAGCAUUAGGUGGGCUAACUUUUCCACAGGGAGAAAAGGUAGUGGAACUGCGAUUGCAAGCACACAAAGAGGUGGUUUGACCAAGAAAGCUUAUGCCAUGGCAGAUAUUCUUCGGACUUCAAUUUAUCAGAUAGUUUCAGCAUUCUUGAAUGACCUGCAAGCAAAUGCAAAACCAUCAAGUUGGGAGAAGAAUUGGAUCAGUGAAGGGAGGAAGUCUAUAUAUGGUUCACAUGCUGUGUUGGUUCAGAAGUUGUGUUUGUUUAUUGAGUACAGUGCUGUUUGAUCUUGACUCGAUGUCCCUCAGAUCCUUACUGCACAUCAAACAAUACUUGGAUGAAAGUGUUUGGUUUUCGAACAAGGUUCAGGAACCAUUGUUUUCCACUAGAAGCUAUCAAGGAGAUGGAUUUUCCAUUCACAAUCUUUAGGUUGGCAGACGGGCCUUGACUUGGUAUUCCUGUGCAGAAACUCUCUUCAGCAGGUUCACUGUACUUCUGUACUGUGGGAGGCGCGACUCUGGGAGUGGAAAAUCAUGAACUCGACUCGUGUUCUACUUUGAUUGUAGCCUUGCAAACUGAAGUUGAAUACAAUUAUCUGUGUGUUGUAUCAUGGGAGGGAAUCUGAAAUAGGCUGGCAAUUUGUUUGAUCGGCCUAUUAGAUUCGUCAUACCGACACUGUUACUAGUUGCAUCUUAAAAUGCUAGCCAGAUUUAGAUUCAGAUGAUCC
This is a messenger RNA of Phragmites australis (common reed), 2058 nucleotides long. RefSeq lists its product as uncharacterized. The record is from RefSeq and is a predicted model, not a curated record. Gene Ontology annotation, cellular component: nuclear pore transmembrane ring. Lineage: Eukaryota; Viridiplantae; Streptophyta; Magnoliopsida; Poales; Poaceae. Gene Ontology annotation, biological process: nuclear pore organization. Gene Ontology annotation, molecular function: protein-macromolecule adaptor activity. The transcript is spliced from 4 exons. The coding region runs from base 107 to 1618 and encodes 503 amino acids.